Messenger RNA from Fomitopsis serialis, 3605 nucleotides. Its product is annotated as Non-repetitive/WGA-negative nucleoporin C-terminal-domain-containing protein. The record is from RefSeq and is a predicted model, not a curated record. The coding region runs from base 72 to 3602 and encodes 1176 amino acids. Gene Ontology annotation, molecular function: structural constituent of nuclear pore. Gene Ontology annotation, cellular component: nuclear pore; nuclear pore inner ring. The transcript has 27 exons. NCBI's taxonomy places the organism in Eukaryota, Fungi, Basidiomycota, Agaricomycetes, Polyporales, Fomitopsidaceae. Gene Ontology annotation, biological process: protein import into nucleus; protein localization to nuclear inner membrane; RNA export from nucleus.
CACCGCUUUGCCCCACCUAUUGUGUAUGCUCUGACCAUAACUUCCAUUUCCAAAGGCAUAAAGGCGACAAUAUGAACGGCCACGCUGACCCGUCUUCGAGCAUGCUUGGGGCAUCCACAAGCACCAGAGGCCGACAACUCCAGGUCGCGCCGAAGCCUGUCCCCGCACUUGACCUACCCGCUCUCCAGAACGCCAGUCGCGUUCUCCAGGAUCAGCUCCUUAAGGACACACAAACCUUGCCGGACCUGAAUGACCUGCUCACAGUUCCUGGCGUACCAUCGUCCGCGUCAUACAGCGUCUUCCCCGAUGACUUCCGCGUCCCGUUCCAGAAGAGGAGGCUUGUUGGGAUCCCAGAGGGAUUGUUUCAAUAUUACACCACCACUAGCGUCACAUCUCAUAUGGGGUUGAUGCCUCAAAUGAGCUAUGCUAUUGGCGUCUCCACCACGCCGGCCACCGGGCCCAAUAACCGCCCGCGCAAGGAGAUCAAGAUGUACGCCACUGACAUGGCAAUACCCAGCGACAUGGAGAUGACGUCCGUUAUUGGAACCGAGGAUGGUCGAAUAUUCAUGUGUGGCGUUCAAGACGGGGCUUUACGAGUUCACUACCAAGAGAAGGAAGGGUGGUUCGGCAAGAGGAGCCUUCUUCCUCGACUAGCAGCACCGAAGCUGGAAGGUGAGCUGAUCAAUUGCUUCUACGGGCUGACAACAAAGAACACGAUCUGGUAUACAAACAAACGGCGAAAAGAGCAACUUCCAAUCAUCUCCUUACAUGUCAUUGACACGUCAGAAGCACGAUCAGGAGUCCAGUUGAUGGCCGUGACUACCAACGGUGUCCGACUAUACUUCGCACCGUCCUCCGGUUUCUACUCAUACAACUAUGCGAGCGCUAGCGGCACUCCAACUAGCUCGCGUCCGCUUCAGCUCAUGCAUGUGCGACUCCCGCCGUCCAAUUUGCUGCAUCCGGAUGAACAAUCGAACCCCUACCGGCCUCUGCCACCUCCGCCGUCCAUCUCGCGGCCAUAUAUUGUCUCUGCCCUCGAGAACUCGUGUUAUGAUGUCGGACUCACUGUCGCCGCCCAGCCGGGUGACGUUGACGGCACCGACUUCGUCUUGUGCAUGUCCCCGGACUUGACUCGCAUUGGCUCGCUCGGCCAGCUUCACGGUCCGCCGCCUCAACAGCAGAACACGCAAUACGCGAAUACGAACUAUGGCACUGUUCCGGGUCCUAGCCGACCGCCGCUUACUGAGCAUGCUACUCUGCUAUCGAUUCCGGGACGGACUUGGGGUAUGGCACCAGUGCCUCGAAGCUCGUCUGCUGCGGCUGUCGCUGGGCCAUCCGGUACACCUGCUCCGGUGUUCUCCGAACCGACAAGACAAUUCAUGAUCCUGACGAACGUCGGAUUGACGUUCCUGGCGAAACGAAGGUCACUGGAUUACCUGAAGGAUGGCAAUGCCCAGCCGCUAUUGAGUUCCGCGACAGAUCAAACUUGCGCGAUGUUGCUAGCUAUUGCGAGCGGGAACACAUUCUUGGACCAAUCGGAACAGUCACUGCUAGGCAGCAUCAGCACCGUAAGCCCUGAAAUUGCCAUGGUAGCUAAGCAGGCAUUUUAUGACUUCGGCGAGCGGCCAAUGUGGUCAGAGCGCGUAACAUACGGCACGAGCACGGAAGGCUCUGGUACAGCCAUUUUCAGCGGCCGACGGGAAGGUCUUACCAUGUAUUUCGCUCGAUUGGUCAGGCCAUUCUGGAAAGCCAAUGUUACUACGCCGGGGGCUGCUGGCCUACAGCAUCUGAGUGUUCCUGACGACGUCCUCGUCACUGCCCAGAAGAACCUGUUCGCUUUGAAAGAGUUGCUGGACACAAAUCCCCAACUCUUUCACUCAGCACCCGGCGAUCAUACUGGCGCACGGUCAACGACGGUCAGCGAGCAGGAGGCCUGGAAGGCGGAGCAAAGUUCGGUGUCGCAACUCAUGUCUCUUCUCGGCAGGACAAUCGAGGCGAUCUCAUUCAUUCUCCUGCUGAGCGAUCAUAGACUGGGGGAGCUCAUCCGACAGUGUGAACCCGAUGUCCAGCGACUCGUCACAAGCAUGACCUUCGAGGACCUAAUAACCGACGAGAAGGGCAUUGCAGCGUCCCGGGCGUUGGUCAACGUCGUGAUCAACCAACAGAUCGGCCAGCAAAUAAGCGUGGACACUGUCAGCGAGGUCUUGCAACAACGAUGCGGCUCAUUCUGCAGUACCGAUGAUGUGAUGCUUUACAAGGCGAGAGAGAACAUCCGCAAAGCCAUUGAGACGCGGAAUCCCGCAGAACGUCAGACUUGGCUUGGAGAAUCGCUUAAGCUGUUCAUGAAAGGGGCUCGCAACCUCGAUUUCGAGGGCUCCGGGAGAUAUGCGGCGAUUACCAGCAGCUCAGCUACGCGAAAGGUCAGUAAUACGUUUGAACCCGAUUUGCUCAGCAUAAUGCAAACAAUGGAAACCCGAAUAGGCGCGGUGGAACUGCCAUUACAUUGCGCGCAAGCGUACGAUGCUGAUGGGCAGGGCCAUGAACACUGGCAUGCCGGUGCCCUGCGAAUGAUCCUCCUGGUAUUGGACUCGCUGUCGGUAUUCGAGCAGCGGUGUAACCAGCAAAAUAUCUCUGACGAGACGGAGCGUGUCCGGAGUCAUGCCUACGAACUCGCGUUCGAAGGCGAAGAUGAGAUGUUCCACUCAACAUUGUAUGACUGGUUGAUUGAACGAGGGAUGGCGGACGAGUUGCUCGAGAUGCGUCCGGCCUAUCUGGAAGCCCAUCUGAGACGGCAUCCCCUGACCGUGCAAAAGCUGCAGUUGCUGUGGCAAUUCUAUGUCAAGGAUGGUCAGCCAUUACGAGCAGCGGAGGUGUUGGCAGCGUUGGCGGAGUCCACCGACUUCGAUUUGCCGCUCGAUGCGCGACUGACUCGAACUCUCAACACUCUCAUGCCGCACUUCAACGAUCAAGACGAGGUCGGCGAGAAAGCCAGGCUCCUGUCCCAGAGUUUGAUGUCGAUCACGGAGCUAUAUCAAGAAUACGCCGUACCAUUCGACUUGCCAGCUAUGCAGUUGCUGAUUCUGCACGUCUCCGAGCAUCGAGACGAGGGCCUUGUGUGUCCCAUCUGGAACAGGAUAUUCGAGGAAGCCAUCGACAACGCUGAGACUGACGUCGCCGCGGACCAUAUUGUGUCCAAAGUGGUCCCUCUCGGACAACGAUUCUACCCGUCUGAAAGUGCAUUCCCACUACGCCACGUCUCGUCACUACUGGUACGCUUCAGCCUGGCGCACAAAGGUGCACUCCCAUACGGAUGGGCGCCUCGAAUACUGGUCCAGUGUGGUGUGCCAUACCCUGAGGUCUGGGACAUCCUCUACGAAAUGUAUGAGUCUCAGAUCCCACCGUUCAACGAGCAGGCCAAUGUACAGUCGAUCUCACUGGCUGGAGGAUGCCAUGCGACCACAUCUGCCGUGUCACGGAGCGAGUUCCCUGUAUACCGCGUCGACCAGGCGGUGGACCAGUAUACUGCGGAGCUUGACCCAAGCAGGACAGAAACAAAAGCAGCGUACGAGAAUAUCAAACGCCAGCUGCGGAGAAAUUGGUGAUUA